AUGGCCGACUCCCUCGACGUGGCGCGCUCCUAUGCUGUUGCACGCAGGCGACACAAGAUGGAGCAAACCGACUCUGCAAAGAUACGGGAGCAGCAAUUCUACUUAUACUACCCGCAGCACUCCAAGUCAGAGGACCUGCUGAGUCGCCAUCCUUCACCCUCGCCCGUCUUGCAUGCCGCAACUCCCCCAGGAACCCCUCCACAGACACAGACGACGGCCGACUAUGUCCCACGCCCGUCCGAAGACAAGGCGUUGACUGCCUUUGCGCAAUUGGGCGCCCUGCGGCUGAAUGCUCGGAGAUGUCUCAUAUCCUUCUUCGACCGCAAGGAUUGCUUCCUCCUCGCCGAAGGCACAAAGACAUUGUCCUUGGAUACCGGGGAGGCAGAGUUUGCCGAGGAUCGCCUGUGUUUUGGCAGUGUCGUCUUUCCCAAGGAGCAAAGCCUGUGUUAUUACACGGUCAACCUUGCCCCCAAGUUCACCAAUCUCCCCCUGGACGACCCGUCCGACUUGCCCUCCCUCGUUGUGAACGACCUCGCCAGGGACGAUCGCUUCAAGGACUUGCCCUUUGUCAAAGGCCCGCCCAAAUCGCGCUUCUACGCUGGUGUGCCCAUUCGAAGCCCAAGCGGACACAGUAUUGGCACCUACUGUGUCCUAGACGAUCAGCCAAGGGAUGGCUUGACACCACACCAGCUUGCUUUUUUGAAGAGCAUGGCCGGCACAGUGAUGCGCCAUCUCGAAAUGACACGAGCCACCGAGGACCAGCGACGGGGUAAAAUCAUGGUGAAGAGCUUGGGUUCGUUUGCCGAAGGGAAGAGCGGGCUUGAGAACUGGUGGCAGGACCCUUGGGAUCUGGCUGAACAGUCAGUCACAGCAGUCAUUCCUGAUACCAUCAAUCUACCGAUGCGUCAGCAGCCCUUCGCUCUUUCGACCGCUGCACUCGAGCCUAUUGUGCUCGACAAGAUUCAGAGUGCAGGCUCAAGCGUGCCCAGCACAAAGAAUUCAACAGUAACAUCGCCAGCCAGUGUUCAGCCUCCAAGUACCGCUACUCCUUGUUCCAUCACCCUCCCCGAGAAUCCACGUCCACUUGUGCCCACCACAACGUCCUCUACUUCGGCCAACAUGCCGACCGACAAUAUCGCGCCCGAAGUACGUGCGACUUUUACAAGAGCCGCCAACAUGAUUGUGGAUGCGACCGAAGCCGAAGGAGUUUCCUUCUUCGAUGCCAAGAUCAGCACAUUUGGAGGGCUAGUCGAUGAUGACUUUGAUCCUGAUAUCUUACCUGAACCUGACAAGCCAUGCGUGCUUCUUGGAUCAGCCAUCUCCAAGACAGCGCGAGAAUCGGAUUCCCAGUCUGCUAACGAUGUAGCCAUGUCGGAAAGCGUGCUCAAGCAUCUUUUGCGACUGUAUCCGCACGGCCACAUUUUCAACCUUGAUGACGACAUGGCUAUGUCAGCUUUCAAUUCACCCUCCGCGGGCGGUGGGGACCUAGAACUAUCGGACGGGUUCCCAUUUACGACGGCGCAGAAAUCCGAAUCCAUGCGAAGCAUGGAUGACGAAGCUUAUCUAAGAACUGUAUUUCCGAAAGCGCGAAGCCUCGUGCUCUACCCGCUUUGGGAUCCCCAUCGCGAUCGAUGGUUUGCCAGCGCUGUCAUUUGGAGCUCAGAUCCAAAGCGCGUCUUUACAAGUGAGCAGGAACUGAGCUAUCUGGCAGCCUUCAGCAAUUCAGUCAUGGCCGAGGUCGCACGUCUGGAUACGAAACUAGCAGACGCAGCGAAAGCCGACUUCAUUUCGUCAAUCAGCCAUGAGCUGCGGUCGCCCUUGCAUGGCAUCCUCGGAAUGACCGAUCUUCUAAAGGACUCCUACAUUGACAACCAACAAGUCUCUCAUGUUGCGACUAUAGAAACAUGCGGCAAGACACUUCUAGAGACUAUCAAUCAUGUGCUGGACUUCGCCAAGAUCAACAAUUUGACCAGGGGAGCUUCUAAGCGCCAGAAGAAACGCACUCAGAACGCGAGACACAUGAUCAGUCCUGGACAGCCUCACACUAACGAUAUCAUGACUUUGAUCAAUGAUGUCGAUAUGGGUAUACUGACUGAAGAUGUCGUCGAAAGCGUCUUUGCCGGCUACACAUACGCCAAGACAUCAGCUCAGACUUACGAAUUAUCUACACCCACAUCGAACAAACCGAAGCUCUCUGUUGUUCUCGACAUCAACUACAGCGGAAAUUACGUCUUUCGAACCCAACCUGGGGCCUGGCGACGAGUGAUUAUGAAUCUUUUUGGGAACAGUCUGAAGUAUACGCCCAGCGGAUUCGUCAAGGUGAAGCUGGAGGUGAAGAGAAAGCCUGGUGCCCUAGAGGACCGGUGCGAAUUUAGAUUCUCUGUCACCGACUCAGGCAUCGGCAUGUCCGAAGAUUACAUCAACAACAGGCUUUUCCAUUCGUUUGCACAGGAGAAUCCUCUUAGCCAAGGCACAGGAUUGGGUCUAAGCAUUGUCAAACAGAUUGUGGAGUCCUUGGGGGGCGAGGUCGAAGUACGCAGUGAAAAAGGAAGGGGUACUAAAUUCAUGGUCAAGUGUCCAUUGAAGGAGUCGAGCAUGUCACCAUCAUUUUGCCCCACCGGGUCGGAGCAAGACAAGAAAAGACAAUUACAGGCUAUUGCCAAACGCACCAAGGGCUUGAAGGUGGCGUUCCGAGGGUUCAAUACUGAAGAGGAUCAAUACGUGGAGGGUUUGAAGACCAAGUCCGCUUCCAAGCUAUCGCUAAAGGCUCUUGACAGUCUGUGUACUGAUUGGUUCGGCAUGUUCAAGUGCGAAGAGGGUGACAAGGCAACCAAGCCGGACCUGAUUAUUGCGACUGAAGCCUGCGCCAAAAUUCUGCGCUCUCAUCAAAAUCAGAAACCCAAGGACGCGUCAGAAGCCCCGCCCGUUAUCGUUGUUUGCCCAGGCGCAGCGGCUGCUCAGUCCACAACAGCCAUCACGGUCCCUGGGAUCGUGUUUGAAUGUAUCAGUCAACCUGUUGGCCCACAUAAACUCGCCAAGGCUUUGGGUUCGUGUCUCGAUCGCCACACCGACCGUCAAGAUGAGCUGAAAUCCGGAACUGGACCCCCUGCACCAAAGAUUGUUGAACUCGAUCUCAAAGAGAACGCAGAUCGGCACCGGACUGAUCAAUUCACUUACUUGCGAGACGGUUCUCGGCCGAAUCUUAGCUCGAUCAACAGUGCCCCUGAGAUUCGCUCUGUAGGACACUGUCCUGUGAAGAAGUCCAUCUACUCGGCACCCACGCGUGCACUGAACUGUCUUUGUGUAGACGACAACCCGAUCAAUCUACGUCUACUGCGUACCUUUGUAGACAAGUUGGGACAUCGCCAUGUUCUUGCUAUCAACGGUCUCAAGGCUCUCGAGCAUUACAAAGCUGCACAUGAGCCCCCACUCUCGGAAGACGAAUCAAAUCGCGUCGAUGUCAUCCUCAUGGACAUCAACAUGCCCGAAAUGGAUGGCCUCGAAGCCACGCGUCAGAUUCGUGCCCACGAGAUUCGGAACAACUUGCCCAAGGUCACUAUUAUUGCUUUGACCGGCGUUGCGGAUACAGACAUCCAGCAAGAAGCCAAUUCGAGUGGUGUAAACCUGUUCCUCAUUAAGCCGGUGCGACUUGGCGAUCUGGAAGUCAUUCUCAAGGGUGUGGUCACCGGGCAAGACAAGGCCGAUUUAGAGUUCGAGCAAGAGAAGGAGAAGCAGAAAGCCUUGAACGCAGCUAGAUUGCGAGCGACAAGUGAUGGCAAUGAAAAAUCCAGACUUGUCAGCGUGGGUGUCAGAGCGAUCAGCGAGAACGAUCCUGUGCAGAAGACUGUCCGCAAUCAGGAAAUCAAGCGCUUAUCCAUGGGCUGA
Messenger RNA from Plenodomus lingam JN3, 3885 nucleotides. RefSeq lists its product as uncharacterized. Gene Ontology annotation, molecular function: protein binding; phosphorelay sensor kinase activity; histidine phosphotransfer kinase activity. Gene Ontology annotation, cellular component: plasma membrane. The record is from RefSeq and is a predicted model, not a curated record. Gene Ontology annotation, biological process: phosphorelay signal transduction system; protein autophosphorylation. Lineage: Eukaryota; Fungi; Ascomycota; Dothideomycetes; Pleosporales; Leptosphaeriaceae.